Molecule: messenger RNA, 1878 nt
Organism: Enterobius vermicularis (human pinworm)
Lineage: Eukaryota; Metazoa; Nematoda; Chromadorea; Rhabditida; Oxyuridae
Source: the annotation of a GenBank genome assembly
AUGUGUACUCUAUUAACUGCUUUAACAUUACAAUGGCAACGUGACGAUUCAACAGACUUUAAUCCGCGGCUAUACGGCGGAAAUCGUGCCGAUCCAGGAGUCAAAAUUAGGAUAAAUCAGGCCGGAUUUUUGUACGCUGGUAGUGUUCUUGGCGAUAUCGUCGAUAAAGAAAUUCGAACUGCUCGAAUACCGGCUGUACGACAAUGUAUACCACAGGUAAAAACUUUUGGCUGCAUAACCGUGUACAACAUGUACAUGUCCCGAUACAGAUGUGCUCAACGUGUUUUCACAUAUCCAGCACCUCCAAACCGAAUCAAUAUUGCUGUUGAGAACUUUGAUACUGGCGUAGCAGGUAAUCUUGGAGGGCAAAUUGUUGUGCUGCUUCCCAUGGUCCUUUCAGGGGCUGUUUACAUGAAUGCUCAUCAGGUAUCUCUCGUUCUACAAAUUGAUGUUGGACCAUCGGCUGCUGGCAAUUUGUCUAUGCAAGUAUCUGGAUGCUCAGCAAACGUUGGUUAUGUUGAUGUAUUUGUACAGAAUGCUGGACUUGUUGGCGACAUUGUGAACAAUCAAUUCAGGGUAAAUUUUCAGUUGUCAGAAAAAUUGCGAUCGCUGCUUCCGAAAAAACUGUGUGAGAUAAUCCCACGUAUGAUCAACGAAAAGGUCAACGAGAAAUUGGAGACUUUACCUUCAAUCGUCGAUAUGACGAUAAUCGAAAGUUUAGUGAAAAAUAUGCUUGGAAAGGCGCCUGAUAUACCACAGCAUAAUGUUCGUAGUCAGUCAGCAGUAGCACCAAUCGCUGUUGGUGCCGCUAGUUCUGAAGGUCAGAAAUGUGAGAAUUGUCCCCAGGCUGCUCUCAGCAAAGAUCCGUUACAAUCGGCUCAAAUCUUCCUGAAAGCUUUCGACUUGAAGAAAAUAUCGGACGUUAGGCUAUGUUUGCAAUUGCUUCAUACGUAUGCUACUUCUGAUGACUACACUUUCGAUCUCGUCGGAAUGUUCAGUAUUUUAAAUUCCGGGGUACCGUUCGGUGCUUUUCCAAUGCAGUUCCCGCAGCGGGUGGAAAAGAGUCGAAUGGCUGAGGCACUUAUCAGCGAUUUUACCAUCAACUCGCUUUUGUAUUCUAUGCACAAGAAACGAUUCUUUACAUUCCGAAUUGGACCUGAAACUCCUAAAAUUGGACCUUUAUUGAGAACUACUUGCUCUGAUGACGAUUAUGAAGGUCUUGAAGAUCAUGGAGUUGAACUUGACGAGGAAGGAGCAACACCUACUACACCUACUACACCUACCACGUCUACUACACCUACCACGUCUACUACACCUACUACACCUACUACACCAGCAACUGCUCGUAGGGUCAGACGACAGGACGAAGGCGGUUUAGCGGACCUUGGUAUUUGCUUUGGGGAUAUUGUACCGACAAUUCGUGAGGAACACCCAAACAAGGAAGUCGAACUUACUAAAAUACCGCAAAUUUUAUUUUUGUCUAACCUAAUAACUUUAAAGGCUAAUGCUGAAAUUCAUAUUGCCGAUUCUGAUCUGAAAGUGGGUACAGUCGGGAUUGACCUGGCACUACAGGUUUCUCUACACUCAGAAAAUCAACGUAUUAAAGGAAACGCAGAGAUUACAAGGCUUAAUUUGACUGACAAAGAUAAUUCUCUUGGUUUACCUCAAGAUGCUCUUGAUAACUUGGGUAGUCUUGGCAAAGAAAUGUUGGCUAAGGUGGCCAAUGACACCUUCUCAAAGGGUAUAAAGGUUGAGCUGCCAAAGACAAAUUUCCCGAUAUCUUUCACAAAUCUGAACUUCCAAAUAUUAGAACAUGCACUUCACAUCGAAACAGACAUUGUUGUUCCUCAGGCUGGUUGUUGCCCCGCAAGAUUUUAA